Messenger RNA from Dissoconium aciculare CBS 342.82, 1536 nucleotides. RefSeq names its product glycoside hydrolase family 16 protein. Gene Ontology annotation, cellular component: endoplasmic reticulum membrane; plasma membrane. The coding region runs from base 1 to 1536 and encodes 511 amino acids. The transcript is spliced from 2 exons. NCBI's taxonomy places the organism in Eukaryota, Fungi, Ascomycota, Dothideomycetes, Mycosphaerellales, Dissoconiaceae. Gene Ontology annotation, molecular function: glucosidase activity. The record is from RefSeq and is a predicted model, not a curated record. Gene Ontology annotation, biological process: (1->6)-beta-D-glucan biosynthetic process; fungal-type cell wall organization.
AUGUACACGGAUCAGAAAGAGGAUGACGAUGAUAUGCACAUGCCGCAAUGGGACGACGAUGCGAAAUACCGUCCAUCGUGGAAGGAUCGGUUCGCGAAAAAGAACGUUGUCGACACGAUUGGCAUGCUCUUUAUGAUCAUCGGCUUGCUCUGCGUCUUUGUCGUCCUCCCCGUGGUAUCGUUCACGGGCACGAGCCUGAUCCCAUACACGUACGAGACUCCGCUCGAGCAGAUGCCCGGAUACCGAGCACCCAGUCCCGCGUGGGCUCGAGUCAACGACAAGGUAUAUCCGUUGUUGCGCAACAUCCGACGAGGUCUCAUCGACCCGGACACCCCUGCGAGCGCGAUGACGCGGAAGAGCACCGACGGCUCAGAUCUGGUCCUGGUGUACAGCGAUGAGUUCAACAAACCCAACAGGACUUUUUAUCCAGGAGACGAUCCGUUCUGGUUUGCGCCCGAUUUCUGGUACGGCGCCACACGUGAUUUGGAGUGGUAUGAUCCCGACGCCGCGACCACGGCUGGUGGGACACUCCGACUUCAACUGGACAAAUUCCCGAAUCACGGUCUGGACUAUCGAUCAGGGAUGUUGAACUCCUGGAAUCAAUUGUGCUUCAAGGGUGGUGCCUUCGAAGUAUCCGUAUCUCUACCAGGCCCCGCUGGGAAACACGCCUUGUGGCCUGGCAUGUGGAGCAUGGGGAAUCUCGGACGACCCGGCUAUCUCGCCACCACAGACGGUGUCUGGCCGUACACCUAUGAUUCAUGUGAUGCGGGCAUCACUCCGAAUCAGUCCAUGACGGACGGCACCAGUCGACUUCCCGGUCAGCGUCUGUCCUCCUGUACAUGUCCCGGGGAGGAUCAUCCUACUCCCGGUCGUGGCCGUGGCGCUCCAGAGAUCGACAUUGCCGAAGUCAGCGCCGAUUACGGCGGGAUGAAUGUCGCGGUCGCCACACAAUCGUACCAAGUGGCGCCUAUGGACAUUUGGUAUUACCCCAAUUACGAAUUCAUGCAAACCCCCAAUUACAGCACCAGUGUGGUCAACACCUGGGUCGGCGGGCCCUUCCAGCAAGCCGUCUCGACCACCUCGAUGUUGAACAACAAAUGGUUCGACGGCAAACAGUUCCAAAAGUACGCCUACGAGUACAAACCCGGCGACGAUGAAAACGCCUUCGUUGCAUGGUACGUCGGCGACCAGGAGACGAUGAAAUUCGACGCCCGCGCCAUCGGGCCCAACGGCAACAUCGGUCAGCGCGUCAUCGCCGAGGAGCCGCUCUCGCUCAUCCUCAAUCUCGGCUUCUCCCGCAACUGGGUCGACAUCGACUUCGCCUCGGUCUUCUUCCCCACCGUCAUGCAGAUCGACUACGUCCGCUGGUAUCAACCGAAGGAUGCCCGUAUGGUCACCUGCGAUCCCCCCGGCUAUGAGACGACGGAGUAUAUCAAAAACCACCCCGAGGCGUAUAACAACCCCAAUCUGACUCUCUGGGACGAGACGCCGUAUGCCUGGCCGAAGAACAAGUUGAUGCACGGUUGCAAAGCCUAA